CAGACUUCCAGGAUGUCGUAAGGCGCUAAGUUUUAGCCAGACAUGCUAGGUUACACAAACGGCUAGAUGUGGUACCGAGCCCCGCGGUGGAUACGUUAAAGAACCGGGAAGUGAUUGGCAACAGCACACCGACUAGUAAACAGGUCGUGAGCCUCCAACAUGCCGCUAACCGCGAUGAUGCCUGCGCUCCGUUAAGCUCGCAAGCUAAGCCGAGCGCGCGCUACCGCUAACUUCAGUUGGCGUUUGUAAUGGUAGAGCGCAGCGCGAGCUCCUCCGGUCAUGGCAGCGGGAGCGGGGGCCGCGGCGGGCGGCUCUCUGGACUCGACUCUGGAGAAGAAGUUUCGCGGUGUUUCCAACACGAUGGAUUCCAUCCAGGGACUUUCGUCGUGGUGCAUCGACAACAAGAAGUACCACAGCCUGAUCGUGCGACACUGGAUCAAGUGUUUGAGGAAAUCUAAUACCUCACACAGACUCAACCUUUUUUUCGUCGCCAACGAUGUCAUUCAGAACUGCAAAAGGAAAAAUGCCAUUGUUUACCGUACGGCGUUCGCCGACAUGCUCCCCGAAGCCUUCUUGCUGGUCGGCAAUGAAGGUGACCCCAAAGUAAUUAAAUCAGUGGAGAGGAUACUGUCCAUCUGGGAGGAGCGGGGGGUGUACUCGGGCACGCUCAUCACCGAGCUCAGGAGCAGCUUAGUCAAAGACGAGUCUCCUCCCGAGACACCUGGAGAGCAAAAAACUCCAGUUGAGUCUAAAGCAGAUCUACACUCCAAGAUUGUUGCGGAGUUUGUGCCCCAAGCGCUAGUCGAGGAACUAUCCAAGUACAAAAAGUCUCUGGAGGAGGUGGACAUGAGAGAAAAACAGCUGGCGGCGAUGAGGAUCGACAUCUGCAGCUCUGAUGCCCUGAAGAGACUCAAAGAUAAGGCCGGAGGAAAGAAAUUUUCGAAGGACUUUGAAGAAGGAAGUGCCCAACUACAGGAGUUUGUUAAGUUCUUCGACAAACAAAUCGAAACGGGGCCCCCUGUCAUGGAGGCGCUCAAGAACGCAGACAUCUUCUACGAGAUGCAGUACAAGGAGGUCAAGAUUGUUGCUAAUGCCUACCAGACGUUCGCCAAUCGGGUGUCUCAUCUGAAGCGUAAACUGGACACCCUGAAGGCCAACCUGCCAGACCUGGACGAGUCGCCCAUCCCCUCGCCCUCUGCAGACGCGCCGUCUCCAACCGGAUCGGAGUCCCCUUUUCGUGGUCUGGAAUUGGCCCAUCCCGAUUCCGACCUCGACGGCUGCGCCAUGGACGACGAGGCCGAGCCGCCGGCCCCGAGCCCGCUGUCCUCGCCGGGAGGAUCCCCCAAACGCACGCCGGCUCUCGGCCAGAACGACAACCGGGAAGUUGAAGACAUGGAGCUCUCUGAGGAGGAAAUUGAAGGCGGCGGCAUUAUAGUUGAGGAGCAGAGUGAAUGCUGCACCAACCCAAAGGUGUCUUCAAAAACAGAGACAUCAGUAGCAACAGAGCAGCUCGCCAUACAGGUCACGGCUCCUGUAGCGGCCCCGAUAGCGGUUCCUAUAGUGGCUCCUAUAGCGGCUCCUGCAGCGGCCCGUGUAGUGGCUUCUGUAGCGACUCCUAUAGCGGCCCCUGCAGUGGCCCCUGUAGCGGGCCCUGUAGUGGCUCCUGCAGAGGCCCAUGUCGUGGGCCCUGCAGCUGCAGUGGAAAGUGUCGACUUGGGUAAAAUUGGCUCCAUCCUCAACAGUUUGAACUCGGUCAUGAAGAACACAGGACCAUCAGUUGAAAGUCCUCCUGCGGCGGCCCCGGCUGGUUCCUCGUUGAAGACGACACCUGCUGUCUCUGUGGCCUCUCAGGAUGCCAGUUCACUGGUUAACCUCCUCUCGAAGGUGGACGUGAGUCCUACGGACCUCAUCGGUGCUCUCUCCGAAGUCCAAGGCAUCACUUCUCUUCUGAAAAGCCCCACUGCAAAUGUCCCCUCAGACUCCUCCAGAACAGGCAAGAUUCCUCCUUCUCCCUCAUCUGCAUCAGCAGUGGCCUCUCAGAGCCCGUCUCUCUCCUCUGUUGCACCGGAGCCUUCCUCACACAGCGCCACUGCUCCGCAGAGCACAAGCGCUCAGGCCCCCUCCCAGACUUCCAACCCAGCCUCCGCCCUGGUCCAAGCUCUCCACAGAGAAAUGGAUUUGACGACGCCAGAACCGUCCCUGUCUUCAAAGAGUUUAGAGUCUAAAAUCCACAACUUCCUGCAGGGCAACCCCGCUUUUAAUGCAUUUGGCAUUGGCCUUGCUAAGAACCCUGUGCCGGGAGGCGAUAACCUCAGCCCGGUAACCGGGACAGACCCCCAGGGUGGGACGCCGGUGCGGGAUGAGGGCGGAGGCACCCCAACUCAAGAUGAGAUCAUGGACACGCAUGUGGUGGAAAACCAGUCAUCGGUUGGAGAAACUCCUCAACCGGCCCCUGCUGCAUACCAGAGCUGCAAGCCCGGCGUGCAGCCCGACGGGGCCCAGAACGGGCAGCUCUACCAGUAUGGCAAACCCAAUAUGUCGGAGCAUGGCGUUACCGCACCUGGUGCACAUUACCAGCAGCUUUCUGCCCAAGCCGGAGGGCCGAUGCCGGGAGAAGGAGCCCCAGGCAGCGCCAGCAGCUCACAGACAAUGGAAGACUUUCAAAGGGUGAGUGAAAGUGGUUGGUAUGGUGACGCUAACCCGGAGGGGAACUCUCUGCAGCCCAGAGGCUACAAUGUGACGGCGCCCGGGGAGGCUGGAGAAAACCACAGGUCAGAACUUCAUCCACACAAAGCGGAUCACUUUCAGGAUCCUCAAGAGUUUCCCCCGCAGCAGGGUGCCAUCACGUCCCCUGAUUUCUUCAGAAGCAACCUCCCUCCUGUCCCCAAGUUCCCUCCCCCUCCUCGAGUCUUUGACGGGCCUCCUCCCGCGGCCGGCAGUAUGAUGAUGCCGCAGCAGCCGCAGCCGCAGCCGGGGCUGAGCGCAGGCCGAGGCAAAGGGCCCGGGACCCGAGGCAAAGGGGUCGUCGGUGGGAAUGUGGUCCACGACCAUAAACACGCAUCCAUAUUCCAUCCCGACGAUUCGCUGUAUGAUGCUCAGCGGCCUCGCCCUGAGGACUUCCCUCCUCACCCAGACGAGCUGCGUCACCGUGACGGCCUUUUCUUUCCAGACGAAGGUUACCACCACCCGGAGGAUCCGUAUUACGGACCAGGCCACCCGCCGCACCACUUCCCCAGAGGUCGAGGGCGCCUCACUCCCCCUCGCUCCCCCUCAGAGGACCCUUACUACAACCCCGACUACCAGCGGCACAGCCCCCCUCCUCCGCAAUACGCUCCGAGGAGACCGCCGCCUCAUUUUGAAAUUCAUCAUCCCGGUCUACGGCCUCCACAUCGGCCUCCCCUCCCGGCACACCACCCGCACCCCAGAGGGCCCCCGCGACCACCAUUCCCUCGGUUCCACGGCCCCAAUCCAAGGUUGAGAGACAAACGUCCAGGGCCAAGAGGAGGCGGACCCCCCGGACCAAUGUUCCCCCCGAAAAGACCCUUCCUUCCCCCGCGGUACUGAGUGGACAUGUAGCUUUGAGCUCUUCAAAUCACUGUGGACGCCAUGAGGGCUGGGCCAGGGCUUUUAAGACUGUUCCGUAACUUGCUAGGCACUCAGUGUUGAAGCCGUGGAAUCAAAGGGCAGACACCGAGGUGGCAUCUGGAGACAAAGCGGCACUGAAGCAGAAUCCAUUCAGCCGCUACCGGACGAAAGCGGCGAAAGGCCAAGAAUAAAGGGUGUCGAGGAGAACAAGAGACAACCCCAGGAGAUGCAAACAAAAAUCGUAGGCUCUGAGAGGGCUGCUGAGCUGAAGAGUGAAGACCGAAGGUUAAAGAAAUAAGAGGUGGAUAUAUAUAUAGAUAUAUAUAUAAUUCACUUUUUGUGUUUGCCCCAGUGGGAAGCGUUGCAUUAUCCGUGUCAUUUUGAGCGCGAGCCCGGUAAAGGUCAGUGUGUGUGUGUGCAUGUGCUCAAGUGUCAGUUAGGUAGUCACGGAAGUUGAAGCCGCGCUCGUUAUUUUUGGCGAAGAGAGUAACAGACGAAUGUCGCCGUGCAAUGUUUCCGCUGUCGUUUCGUUUUUUUUCUUCUUCCAGUGAGCAGUUUUGACUGCUUCUCUUCACGGCAGCAGCUUAUUGGUCAAACAUCAAUUUAAAUCCGAUCACUUUGGGUAUGAAAAGCUGAGCGUACGUGAUAUGAAUUAUGUUUCUUCUACAAUACUCGUUAGCGUAUUCAGGGUAACGAUAUUACGUCGUCCCAACUCCCAAUGUUCUAUAUUUGUGAAGCUGUCUCAGCGUGAGAUCCCCGCGGCGAUAUUUUUACGUCUCGUUAAGUUCCUCGAAGGAGAGCGGCACACGUCGACUCGGAGGGAGGGAGGGGGGGGGGGGGAAGGAAAGGAAGAGGGGAAGAGAGGGAGGUGUGAGUUAUUUUUUUUCUGCCUCCAACACACCGACGACAGACAAAGUGCAUUUUUGGAGGGGAUGAUGAAGAUACUCGUCUUCGGUUUCGUUUUACUUGUACUGACUAAUAAAAAUCUGAGUUUGAAAAACUGUGUUGUCUUUGACCUCCCCCUUUAUCCCUCGUCACCAUCUACACAGCAUGUGAGCGUCCUCAUGCUUUCUGUGGCUAUUUGAAGUCAUUAUUCACUAUUUUUAUACCAAAUUUGUCAAAUCAUCGGGAAAAUCUUCCUUUUGGGUAUAAAAUAUGUUGCUGUUACCGUGCAACAUAGAGUUUAAAGUAUCACUAUAGAAUAGAAACAGGCCCACUUUACAGUAAUUAACUAUUUAAAUGGAAACUCUAGUUAAAUACAAUGGAUUAUGUUUUAAUAAAGACACUGAAAAGAAAAGUUAUAACAUGUUCACAGGUCACAUAAAGAAAAAUAGCCAAUCCUCCAUUUCUGUAGUCCAUGUUUUGAACCUGAGCCUCAGGCUGGUGGAGGAUGACGUCGCUGUGUGUUGUUGUUGUUUAUCAGUUGGUUUGUGUUUGUUUGGUCGAUGGCUUCCUCAGACUUCACGUCAACUGAGGUCUUUCUACGUCAUUUAUUUAGAUAUAGAAGACAAACCAAAUCUCUUAUUGCAAUCUUAGUAUUGUCUUCACUUUGUUCUCCAUUGCUCGUGCCAUGUAACGAUUGUACGGGUUUUAAUUUGGCCUCGAUGUAUUUUCAGUCCUUUAUGUAUUUUUCAGAUGUUCCAAUGAUUUCAUUGUUGAAACAUUCAUCCUGUGUGUCUUCUUUUUUUAAACUUUAUCUAUAACAGGCGUCAAAGCUUCACCGUCCGCCCUCACUGAACACAGCCGAGGCUCGUUGCUCCCUUUGGGGAAACAGAUGUUUGUUUCCCUCGUGGCACCAGGAGGCUUUUCUCCAAAGGGGAAUGUCAGCAGCUCUCUCGUCCAGCCCGACUCCACACGGGGAUUCAGUGGAGAACAAACUCCCGAGACAACGUGAUUACCAGGAAGAUUGAUCGGGCCAUUACCAAACAAGUAUUACAGUUCUGCUUGAUUUAAUUAAUUUGCGCACAAAGAACCAAGCGUUAAUUAGAUGUUUGGACUUGAACAGCCGAGUGCCUUGUUGCAUAUUAAUCAUCUUCUAAAUUAUUUUCUAAUUGUAUGCUCUAAAAAAUAAAUAGAGUUCAUGAUUUCUUUUUCGAGGCUUUAAAUUAAUUGAAACAUCACGUCAAUCCAAUUACACGAGGUUAUAAUGUUAUACCCCCAAACUUGUAAUUAUUAUCUGGAUUUGGUCAGUGAAGAAACACAGAACAAAUAGCCUUGAACGCCACGCAGGAAUUAAAGUUUCUCGUUCACUCUCCGGCUCUGAUUGCUUUCAUAAGGCUCCAACUGAUUCAUGACUUCGGCCUUAAUUAAGAAGAAUCAUUACAGCGUUUGUUCGGUGGAAUUAGAAUCGAUUUUAAACAGACUUUGCACAAAAACGUAGUUUGGUGAAACGAUUCGAUAGAAACGUGAAACUAAAAGUUAAUUCCAACACGUUUCAGUGUAUUCGUAAUAAAGUCGUGUGUCAUUAGCUCCUGUGUUGUUAGGAGUCAGACCGACGCGACAUGCGAGGCCAUAAACAGCCUCGGGUUGCAUCAGGAGGCUUUCUGAGACGGGGAGAAGCCUCCGCAACAAAUAAUAUACAUGACUGAGAUUGUUUAUGUCAUUGUGUGAAAAAACACACAGAUGUGCCUGAUGAUUCACAUUUGUUGUGUGUAUCCUGAGUUAUAAAUAACCUGCUCCCUCUUCCCUUGAAUUCUAACCUAUUUCCUGUUGCAUCCCCUCCUUCCUCCCCUCCUUCCUCCUUCCUCCUGUCGUUGUCCUCAGGGAUCCAGAGCCUCACUUUGAUGUGACUGAUGUGAUGGGAACCUUGUCCACAUGAGGAGGAGGAGGAGGAGGAGGAGGAGGAGGAGGAGCAGGGUGGGGGUUGAUGCUAUGGCUCUCCCAGUGAGGCUCUUCGGGGGCCUGACGGGCCCUCCAGGUGGAUCUUCUGAGGGCCACCAGCAUGGACAUCAAAACCAUUUGUACUCGCAGUUAGUCAAAUGUUGAACUUGUUUCUUCCCGUCUCUGUUUGUGUGUAGAGAGAGAGAGAGAGAGAGAGAGGUAUUAUCAGAUCAUAACAAAUAUAUAUUUUCACUCAUAAUGACCUCAAGAUGCUUUCAACAAACUAUCCAUACAUCUCUAAUGUGUACAAGAGGUUCAUUAAACGCAUGUUGUUGUCAAAUAAAGAAUUCAUAUCAAAUGUUUAAAA
Pseudoliparis swirei is the source of this 6772-nucleotide messenger RNA. RefSeq names its product regulation of nuclear pre-mRNA domain containing 2a (gene rprd2a). The record is from RefSeq and is a predicted model, not a curated record. Gene Ontology annotation, cellular component: RNA polymerase II, holoenzyme. Lineage: Eukaryota; Metazoa; Chordata; Actinopteri; Perciformes; Liparidae. The transcript is spliced from 10 exons. Gene Ontology annotation, molecular function: RNA polymerase II complex binding. Gene Ontology annotation, biological process: mRNA 3'-end processing. The coding region runs from base 280 to 3564 and encodes 1094 amino acids.